AUGAGGUCUUCGAGGAUCCUUCGCCGCGCGCCCCUGCGCGGGGCCGUCCCCCGAGCCGGCGGAGCCACAGCAGCUCCCUUCGUGGCACCGUCGACAACGACAACACCCCAAACCCCGUCCCGCCGAGCGGCGAGCAGCCUCUCCCAGCGGCCCGACGCGAACCAUGUCUCCUUUCCCGGCGCCGUGAAGAGCGCCUUCACGAACACCCUCAAGUUCGAGACCCCUGGCGACUACCCCGCCGUGCCGACCUACCGCGUCGUUGACCAGAACGGCGACGUCGUUGACGAUGCCUUCGUGCCGGACCUGAGUGAGGACGAGAUCGUAAAGCUCUACAAGGACAUGGUUUUCAUUUCGGUCAUGGACCUCAUCAUGUUCGAAGCCCAGCGCCAGGGCCGGCUGAGCUUCUACAUAGUCUCGGCGGGCGAGGAGGCGCUGAGCGUCGGCUCGGCGAGCGUGCUGACCCCCGAGGACGUGAUUUUCUGCCAGUAUCGCGAGCAGGGUGUCUUCAAGCAGCGCGGGUUCACGACGGCGGACUUUAUGAAUCAGCUGUUUGCGAAUUCCAAGGACCCGGGCAAGGGGAGGAACAUGCCGGUGCAUUACGGCAGCAAGGAAUUGAAUAUUCACACCAUCUCAUCACCCCUGGCAACGCAGCUGCCGCAAGCUUCGGGAGCGGCCUACGCUCUCAAGGUCCAGCGGAUGCAGGACCAGUCCAUACCCCCGCGAGUGGUUGCGGCGUACUUUGGCGAGGGUGCAGCCAGCGAGGGCGACUUCCACGCGGCGCUGAAUAUUGCGGCCACGAGGUCAUGCCCCGUCAUCUUCAUCUGCAGAAACAACGGGUACGCCAUCUCGACACCAACGCUGGAGCAGUACCGGGGCGAUGGAAUCGCCAGCCGGGGUCUCGGAUACGGCAUCGACACCAUCAGAGUGGACGGCAACGACAUCUGGGCCGUCCGGGAGGCGACCAAGAGGGCGCGCGAGAUGGCGUUGGAGAACGGGGGCAGGCCGGUCCUGAUUGAGGCCAUGACUUACCGGGUGAGCCACCACAGCACGUCGGACGACUCGUUUGCGUACCGCGCCAGGGUCGAAGUCGAGGACUGGAAGCGGAGGGACAACCCCAUCACGCGGUUGCGCAAGUACAUGGAGGCCAAGGGCAUGUGGGACGAGAGCAAGGAGAAGGAGUGUCGAGAGUCGACGAGGCGGGAGGUACUCAAGGCUUUCAAGGAGGCCGAGAUGGAGAAGAAGCCGCCUAUCCGGGGCAUGUUUGAGGAUGUUUACGAGGAGCUGACGCCAGAUCUGAAGCAACAGAUGACGCAGCUGCGUGAGCAUCUGGAUAAUUACCCAGACGAGUACGAGUUGAGUGAGUUCGAGGGGGGCAAGGACAGCUUGAAGGCGUAG
Molecule: messenger RNA, 1395 nt
Organism: Colletotrichum spaethianum
Lineage: Eukaryota; Fungi; Ascomycota; Sordariomycetes; Glomerellales; Glomerellaceae
Product: 2-oxoisovalerate dehydrogenase subunit alpha, mitochondrial
Exons: 2
Coding region: 1-1395 (464 amino acids)
Biological process (GO): branched-chain amino acid catabolic process
Molecular function (GO): oxidoreductase activity, acting on the aldehyde or oxo group of donors, disulfide as acceptor
Source: RefSeq, a predicted model, not a curated record